Molecule: messenger RNA, 2332 nt
Organism: Owenia fusiformis
Lineage: Eukaryota; Metazoa; Annelida; Polychaeta; Sabellida; Oweniidae
Source: the annotation of a GenBank genome assembly
GUUUGAGAUAGAAUAUGUGAUACGUUUAACAAUAUAGAAUCAGAAACAUGAUAGAUAAAACUUCAGUAAAACAUAAAUAUGAAGAUAAAUUCGUAUUUUAGUUUGCUAUGGAUUUGAAAUGAAUAUGGAUUUUGUGAAGUAUUUCUUGUCGUGUAUCGAAAGUGAAAGUAAUAUGGCGGUAAAUCUGAAGAAGAGAAAAUUGAGUUUGAAAGUUCAGAAAAGCAAGACUCUUACAUCAACAAGUUUGAUAAAUACUAGUGUCGACAACACGAACAAGAAUGAUAAAAGUGUCACUGUGGUUGAAACUAAAAGUGAAAACUUCAAUCCAGAAGAUUCAGGAAAUAGUGUACAAAAUCCAGAAGAAAUUGAAGAAAACGUAAGAGAUGACACAGCAUAUUUGAUAGAGUUUGCAAACAAGCUGAAACCCCUUCCACAGUUAGGUGAGGGGCUUGAUAAAGUGAGACUGGUGGAAGCCAAUACAGACAAUUCUCAUACAAAUGGCAAAGAAGAUGCAUCACAUGAAUCUAGUAUUGAAGGGAUACAUUUCAAAUGGACACCAUUGCCACCUCCAUGUUACAAAUGUACAUUCUUGAGGAAGACUCAUCACAAUAGCCACCACUAUGACUCUAAAAUCCAUGCCAUAGAAAAUUCCAGUGCAUCUACUAGUAUGACGGCUGACCCAUAUCCUGGUGCUUUGAGUCCAACUCCUAGUCACAAUAUACAUAUUGAUAAAGACAAAAAUAACUCUCAUGAAGAUAUAGAUAGCAAUGUCACUGACACUCAUAAGCAAGAAGAUGCCAAAGCAGGGCAUCCACACAUUAGUCCACACAAAGAUGAUAUGUUAUUGCAGAACUGUCCACUGUGUGGUCUUGGUUUUCCUCGUGAAAGGGGUGAGUCAACAGGUCAAAAUUACUUUUGGGUGAACCAAAUGGAGAUUGAUAGUCACAUAGCAACAUGUCUUGCUUCAGCUGAUGAUGAUACAAAUUGGUGAAUUGUGAUAAACAAACGGGUGAUAUAGUGAUACAAGUACAUGGAAACGCAAACUGAAACAACUUGCUUCAUCAAGCUUCGGACCAGUCCUCAGAACGUAGUAGAUUGAGCAUAGGAACCGAUGAUGUACUGAACCCUCAAUGGAAAUACUUCAAGACAAGACAAGAAGUUGAAACACCCAUGUAGUUAAAAAUUCAUUCUAUAUUUAUGAUGUAAAUUAGCUUUGUGAUAAGACGAUUAUAUUUUGAACUGGAUCCUUUUUGAACUGACAUUUAGACUCAACUUUAAUGCCUCAUAUCUGCGUCAUAUCUGCUCACCAGAUAGAAACCCAGAAAUUCAUGAAAGUACAUUUGUAAAUCUUAAUUUAUAAAAUAGAUGGCAACAAUGAAUUUUCAGUUAUGGAAAAUAGACUCAUGGGCUUCAAAGAGAGGUAUAGGAAACUGUUCUAAGACUUGUCUUUGGAGAUUUUAGUUUAACAAAAUUCAUAUGGUUUAGGUUUAUGAUGUGCUGUCCUAUCAGAUGAAAGGGGUGAAAAAGAUUUUGAUACGAGUUAAGAAAAGAAUUGCAUGCAUUCUGAAUAUUUGUGAAAUGAAAUGGUAGAAGGAAAUAUAGGAUUUUCUAUACACAAAUGAAAAAUGUGUAUUUUGUAAUAAAUGUGCUUGUUGAAUAUAAUGGAGGGCUAUUAUGUAAGCAUUCAAAAUUUUUCUCAAUCUUGUGAUAAUUGAACAUACACAAAAUGUCAUUAGAAUUACACACAAGCUCAGAUAUGAUAUCCAUGCCCCUAGUAGCUGUAUUGAGAAGUAAUUAUAGGGUGAGACCAUUGAGUCAAUGGAAGAUUCAUAUCCAUUUCUUCAAGUCCAUAAUAAUUGCAGUCGUUGGCCUGCUAGGCUGAUAGCCAGUGUGGUUAUCUAUGGAAUUAACACAAUCUCACAACAGUUAGAUCAAUACCUGUCUCAAGGUUUUUGAUAAGUCUAUUCUACAUUUAUCUGUGUGCUAUCAAUGAAGACAAAAUAUUAAUCACACGAAGGAGACCGUUCUUGCAGUCUGGAUGAUGCUGUGUGGUAAAUCUCUCUUCAUACAUCCAACCUCAGGGAAUUACGAUUUAAUCAUUAUAGACUAAUAUUGGCUUCAUAGUAAAGACAGUUAGAGGAGAAUUCAAUUUUCCACAUACUUGGGUCGAAUCAGUUCACGUCAUUCAGACGUUAUUUUGCCAACGAAUCUCAGGAGGGAUAGAGUGAAGUCCUCAGUCUGUCUAUAUGUCUGUCAACCAGUUCAUUUAGCUCACUAAUGUUCAAUGUACCAAUAAACCAAUAAUCCUCCAUGGAGUCACUGUUUUCUAGUU